CUGCGCACACCUCCCUCUGCCCACUGCCGCUCAACUCCGGAGGGAAACAUGCUCAUAAAGUCCCGGAAUAUUUCACAACUUCUACUCUGACGCAACACGGACAGCUCUCUAACUCAGGUAGACUCACCUGGCCAAUUGUUCUACGGAGACUUGCCUCUAAAAUGGCUCAGCAGAACCAGACAUGUCAUUAUAAUGAGUCCAUGGGCUUCUUCUACAACAACAGCGGUGCUGACGACAAAUGGUACAGUGCUCAGCUCAUCUUAGUGCAGGUGGUGGGCUCGCUCUUCUGCUGCUUCAUCCUGGUCUCCAACGCCAUGGUCAUAGCUGCCGUCAUCACCAACAAGAGGUUUCAUUACCCUUUCUAUUAUCUACUCGCCAACCUUGCUGCCUCAGACUUCCUGGCAGGGAUAGCAUACGUGUACCUCAUGUUUAACACGGGCGAGGUGUCACGGAAACUAACAGUUAAAGGAUACUUUAUCCGUCAGGGUCUUCUGGACAUCAGUCUCUCAGCUUCUCUGGCAAACUUGCUGGUGAUAGCUCUGGAGCGCUACAUCUCUGUCAUGCACUGGAACGUCCACAGCAACCUUACAAAGCGGAGGGUGACCCUGCUGAUCGUGCUUGUGUGGGCCAUCUCCAUCUUCAUGGGUGCUGUGCCAAGUCUCGGCUGGAACUGCAUCUGCAACCUGAGCGACUGUUCACAGCUAGCGCCCAUCUUUAGCCGGAGCUACCUGGUCUUCUGGUCGGUGUCUAAUUUGGUGGUGUUUCUGGUAAUGGUGGCCAUCUACAUGAGGAUCUAUGCAUAUGUCAAGAAGAAGACAGCAAUGCUGACGCCCCACACCAGUGGCUCUAUUAACCGCAAGAGGACGCCAAUCAAGCUCAUAAAGACGGUCAUGGUUGUGCUCGGGGCCUUUGUGAUCUGCUGGACUCCUGGCCUGGUGGUUUUGCUGUUGGAUGGUCUCAACUGUAGGAGCUGUAAUGUUAUGAAAUUAAAACGCUGGCUCCUGCUCCUGGCUGUACUUAACUCUGUCAUGAACCCCUGUAUCUACUCCUACAAGGAUGAAGAAAUGUGGGCAACGUUUAAAAAUCUGUUGCGCUGCAUUGGGAAUGGCACACGACGCCAGCGGUCAACAAAAGCCAAUGCCAGGCCGCUCAGCUCAGCUCAGGACACGGGCAACAGCCAACCGCCGUCAGAGGAGACAAAAAAUGAUGAACAGGACAUACUAAAGAGCUGAAAGUGGGACAUUUUAAGAAUGAACAAGAACAUUUGUCCUGUUUGAUCUUGACACAGCAUAAAAGACGCUGAUGGAGUUAGCUUAAAAGAGGAACUACGCCUGUGUUGGUCUUGGGGGACUGAUGUCCUCAGAUUUAAAAUACUUCUCGCACUGCGAACCACCUGCUCUAAUGUGGAACUGGAGCAGUGCUAAGAGGGUAGUAAGAAGAGACCUUGAUGCACUGCUUGCACUGCAAACGGAUUCAGAGAAGCAUCUUUUCCAGUGCCACAGGAUUUUACAGUUUUAGACAUGUAACUCCCAUCAGUUUGUAAUGAGACAUUCUUUUUUCGUCUUCAUCCUGCUUUUUCUCAUCACUACUUGGAUAAUACUGUGUUCUAUUUAAUGCGGAUAGAGUCAAGAAGGAAGUGCUGAGUGGUACAUUUCUGUUUUUAUGAGCUUAAAGUUUAGAAAACAAGAACGAUUCAUGACUGUCUGAUAUAAAUGUGUAAAUUUAAUUAACUUAUUCUGCAGGUUUUUAGCUUUUUAGGACUCCUGUUUGAAAUAAAAAUGCGGCUAAUUUAUAGAAAGGGACUAUAAAAGCAUAGAUUUUAUUGGGUAGGGCACCGUUUCAAAUAUUUAAUGUUUUAAGCAAAGCUAUCUAAAAAGGCUGUAAACUGCUGUUCUAUAAAUUCCUAAUUGUACAUCCCGUUAAAUGCUAUUAAGAAGAGGUAGAGUGAUGUCUGUUUGACAGCUAGCAUGUUAAGCAUGGUCUUACCUUUUUUUUUUUUUUUUUUUAAAUGUAAAUGGUAGUUUAGAAAGUCACCUCCCACAGUUCUUUAGUAAAGCAGGUUUACCUCAGGGGAAACGGAGUCCCUCCCUAAUUGUCCUGUAUUUUGUAUUUUGUCUCUUUACCUAAACAAACUAACUCCCACCUGGAGCAGCUCACAGAGCAAACCUGUUCUUCUUGCAGCACUGAAACACAUCUUUUAAAGUCUUUAGAUGUGUUACAGUUACUCUGACAGUGAAGGGGUUGCAGUGAUUGUGGCACACUGGAUUCCUGCUGGAGGUUCAUCACACGCCGAGUAUCUGCAGGAACGCAAGAGGAUUUGACUGAAUAGACUGUAACCUCACACACAGACACUCUUCGCAACACACCAGGCUGUUUCAAUGGCUCUGAUGCUAAAUCACUGACGAGGUUCAAAUGACUCCUUCAGCUUUGCUGUACAGUAUUUAUUGCUCCUGCUUUAAAGGACGUUACAUCAUUAAAGCUGUUUUUGUUUUUAA
Molecule: messenger RNA, 2495 nt
Organism: Cheilinus undulatus (humphead wrasse)
Lineage: Eukaryota; Metazoa; Chordata; Actinopteri; Labriformes; Labridae
Gene: lpar3
Product: lysophosphatidic acid receptor 3
Exons: 3
Coding region: 162-1232 (356 amino acids)
Biological process (GO): G protein-coupled receptor signaling pathway
Cellular component (GO): membrane
Molecular function (GO): lysophosphatidic acid receptor activity
Source: RefSeq, a predicted model, not a curated record